This is a messenger RNA of Bacillus rossius redtenbacheri, 6831 nucleotides long. RefSeq lists its product as uncharacterized. The record is from RefSeq and is a predicted model, not a curated record. The transcript has 3 exons. Bases 136 to 627 code for a protein of 163 amino acids. NCBI's taxonomy places the organism in Eukaryota, Metazoa, Arthropoda, Insecta, Phasmatodea, Bacillidae.
UUUCACUUGCGGCGGCCAGCCGCGGGCGAGGGGUGUGGGCAGUGCGCAGAGGGAGAGCCGUGACGUCACGGCCUCCUCGCGCGCCAGGCCAGUCAAGCGGCGACCACGGCGGCGGCAGCCCGCCAGCACCUCGCCAUGGAGACCGGCCUGCUCAGGGUCAUACUGCUCGCCGUGCUGCUGUUCCUGCUGACGGCCGACCACGGCGCGUACCUGGGCGAGCUCUACCGCGCCUUCGGAGGCGGCGGCGGCGGCGAGGACGAGGACAGCCGCCCCCGGGGCCCCGCCUCCCGCGCGGACGUCAAAGACGCCGUGCAGAUGAUCUCCACGGCCGCCAGGGCGCGCCUGCUGCACACCAUCAAGAACGUGUGCCUGCCCAAGCUGAUAUGCGAGCUGAACGCGGCCCCGCACAGGGAGAAGCUCACCGACUCCGAGAAGUCUCUGCUGUCGCUCAUCAGCGACACGAGCAUCAGCGUGACGGCGGCCGUGACCUCCAAGUACCACUUCGCCGCGCACAUGGGCCAGCUGAUAGCAGGCGUGGACGGCGCCGGCUGCCACAACUUCUACCCUUCGUGCCCGCUGCCCGGCCUGCAGGUGCUCAACAUGAUGAAGAAGAUCCGCAUCAGGUAGCAGUCGGCAGCGGAGACGUCUCACCGCAUGGCCACCUCCCGAGCGACGUUGAAAACCAUCCCAAGAGUGGACUGAUGUUGAUCAUAGACUCACCGAAUCCUACCUCUCGUGAAUGUAGGUAAUGACAUCGUGAAGGUGAUCAUCGUCAGCUAGCGAACAGCGCUAGGAACAUUCCACGUGCAACUAAGUCAACAGAGAUGCUGAUAGUCGGUCGAUGGUCUGAUUGUUACCACAGGUGUCACAAUUUUUAUUUAUUAUUGCCACAGCAGGUGGUCAACAUGAUUAAGAACAUCCGCAUCAGGUAGCAGUCGGUGGCGGCCACCUCUCGAUCCUUGUUAAAAACCAUCCCAAGAGUGGACCGAUAUACAUUGAUCAUAGACAUCUCGUGUCUGCGGAUGAAGACAUCGUGAAAUUGAUCGUCGUCAGCUAGCGAUCAGCGUUAGGAACAUUCCACAUGCAACUAAGUCUAGAGAGAUGCCGAUAGUUUGUUCGCUGGAUGAACUGAUUGCUAACACAUGUGUCACAAAUUAUUCUUAUUGCCACUGCAGGUGGUCAAUAUGAUUAAGAACAUCCACAUCAGGUAGCAAUCAGAAGCGGAGAUGUUUCACUCAUUCACCUCUUAAGAAACGUUAACAAACGCCAUCCAAUAAGUACUGAUUUGCGUUGAUCCUUGACUCCACGAAUCUACCUCUUAUGAAAAAACCACCCGUCCGCCAGGUGAUGCACAUCGUGAAUGUGAUUAUCUUGAUCUAUCGAUCAGCGCUAGGAGCAUUUAAGGUGCAUCUAGAGAGAUGCCGAUAGUUCAUUCUUUCGAUGGACUAAUUUCUACACCAGAUGCCACAAAUUAUAUUUCUUAUUACAACUGCAGGUGUAAAACAUGAGUAGUAACAUCCGUUAGAAGCGGAGAUGUCCCACACAUCUACCUCUCGAGUGACGUCAACAAGCCAUAUUAUAAGUGGACUGAUUAACGUUGAUCGCUGAUUUCACCAAUCCUAGCUAUCGUGGCAAUCUUCCGUCCAGCAUGUGAUUAACAUAGUUAAUGAGAUUAUCACCAGCGAUCAGCACUGGAAAAGUCCAUAUGUCACUUUAUCUAUAGAAAGUAUGAUUUGUCUGUGUGUCUGAUAAAUAAAUACUACAGGCAUCACAAGUUCCCAGGCUGCAGUUAAUUAAUAUCACGAAGACAAUUUGGAUACAGUAGUUAUCAGCACCGAAGAUGUUCUAAGUGUCUGCAUCCAUAGCAAUAAAGACAAAAAAAAGGUGAAUUAUUCGCCAAGGACACGUCUACAACCCAGAAGUCAAGCUACCUACUUUAGACAAAAAACAGUCUAGAAAACGAUAAAGAUCAAGACUAGCUGAUUAUUUUUCUUCGAGUCCACUGCAAACUGAAGGUGCUCAGUGUGAUGUAGAAAAUCCACAUAAAGUAGUAGUAAUAAACGGAGACAUCCCGCCCGUUUGCCUUUGGAGAGGAGUCAACUGACCAUACCAUAAGUGCUCUUGUCGAUAGUGAUAUUAAAUGUCACAAACCAUAUUAUCCAUUAAAUCUAUCCAUCUCGAAGUUAAAUGGGUUUCUCUUAAGUGAGCGAUCAGCUCUGGGAAUGUUUCAUAUGCUCCCAUAUCAUGAUUAGGUUUCUCGUUCUACUGAAAACUGACUAAACUAUUUAAUUUCCUAAAUUCCUCUAAAAAAACACUUCAAUAUUAUAUACAGUAUUUGCAUUAGGUGGCGAACAGGGCAAAAUAUAAUAUAGUAGUCUGCAUCAUCGGGAAUAAAAUUGACUAUCAGUUGAUUGUGAUUGUGAAUGCAAGUUUUUGUGACCAGAGCCAAAUCCCAAAGGGGCUCAAAAAUUUGAAGAGAAAAUGUGUUUUGAUUCAUAAUCGAUGGACAUAUCGAUGGUGAUCACAAGUAAAACAACAAACUGAUAACAUUCCAUACUUAUUUGCAGGUCGUAUUAUUGACAGCUAGUUUAAUUCAUGGGCUAGUCAUUUUGAUAUUCCGACUGCCCCAAAUAUUUAGAUUCACUUCUUAGCUUCCUGGAUUCAACAUAUUAAAAUUUGUAACUAAUUAGGAAAUAGUGAUCACCAAGGACGUUUGUGUAUUCUUCUGGCAUAACAUUGACAAUUUGGGUAGAUAUAAAUAUAUACAUUUAUUACUAGUGCCACACUUUAAAACACUCAUAAGCUCUGCCCUGUAUGUAUUUAUCCAUAUAAUGAUCAGAUCUUUACGAAAUAAGUAUAAGUGUUAGGUGGAAGAUCACUACAAUUACUCUUAAACACUGCUGGCAUAUUUUGUAGAUGCUCAAAAUAACAAGAAGAUCACACAUUAGGUAAGGGUUAGCACGAUUUUAUCAUUUGCAUAUUUUCAUUUUUCGUGGCAUAGAUUUUCUCAUUCUUCUAAUUGACUAAUCUACGGUGAUCCUUGCUAUUUUAGACCCUACUUAUUAUGGCGACUGAUUGACAUACUGCUGCUCAAUACAAAAUAAAAAAAGCGUUAAAUGUUGCUAUAUAUGAGGGCGCAAAAUACGCCUAUCGCUUGGAAGACAUCAACUAUUAUUUCACCCGAUUUACUGACUUAUCGUAUUCGUGGAUGUAACUCAUGUAACCAAUAUAAGACUGAUUUGAAUUAUUUUGAUCAGUGAAGAUAUUCUUCAGUAUGGAAUUGAUAAAGACACUUCGAUUUAACCCUAAGUUUUACCACAGCCCCAUUAAAUGAUAUCUACGUGUUUACGAGUUGUAUUAUUGGACAAUAGUUCAUCUAAAUUGAGCAAGAAUUCAUCUAGCCAAUGAUAAUAUUUAAGUUCUUAGUCGUACGAAUUCCUAAUGUAUCAGAGAAGGACGGCUAUGACAUCUAGAUUAAGUGGAAGCCAAUACAUUUUUUACGCUGUGUAAUGUAACCUGGUAUUCAAAUUGACCGCAAAGUGAUAGCGGUAUUUUAUUGAGCUGAAUAUAACACUACUCUCUCUCUCUCACUACAAUUCACAAAUAUUUUGUGUCUUGGAAAAUGCAAAUCUGAAGAGAAUAAUAUAGUGACCUCGCUAUUUUUCAAGUGUUAUGCUUAUCAAUACAUAAAAUAAAGUAACAAUGAAAUUUUAAAUGCGUAUUUUUUUCGCAGAUUUGUUUCAGAAUCUGAAUGCUCUUUUAUAAAAAUCGCGUUUGUCUGCAGAAUGUUGGAACUAGUCAAAGGUUGGAAACAUGUACAUUUUUAACAUAUAGUUUUGUAAUGGGAAUAUGUGAAAAAUUUGUACUUUAAAUAGGUAUGUAUUUAAAAUACCUAGGUACUUUUUUUUAAUGUGCAGGCUGAUUCAUGUGGAUGACUUGUGUGAUACAUGUGUUUAAAGAAAGAUUGUUUCAAGUUAAUUGUUUCUUAUUAUGAUUUAUACGUGCAAUAAUAAUAUUACAAACUGUAUCUCCGACAGAUAUAAUAUUGUCAAAGUUUAUAUGUUAAAAUUUAAGUGAAAUACUUGAUUGCAAAUUUUGCAACUUUAUAAAAUUAUAAUAAUAUUAAAUUUUAAAUAUUAUUUUUAUAGUAGAAUUUUUUUUCCUCUAUUAAAAAAUGUUACCAAUUGCCAAAAAAAGGUUUUUUUCAUUCAUUUAUUUUUCUUAUGCAUCAAUGAAACAUUUUAUGUGCUUUAAGUUAGAAUAUUAAAAAUAUUCUGUAUUUUUUUCUAUAUUUUUUAACUUUUUAGCUAGAUAUGUUACGGAAUAAAUAUAUUAAAUGUCAACAUAAAAUAUAAUGAGUUAUUUUGUUCAAUAAAAUUGUUGUGUGCUUGUUAAUACACCUGUUUCAUAAAUUCUAUGUAGGCCUAAGUAAAAAUAUAUUUUGGCAAAAACAAUAAGAUGUUAAAAAAAUUUAUUUUAAAAAAAGAAAUACAAGGUGGUAAUAUCAAAGUGAAUACUUUUAACAAAUGACUUUAAAGUAUGGAAUGUAUUAACAAACCUCUUAAAAUUAAUUGGAAUAUGUAGAAGUUGGAAGCAUGCAACGAAUUCGAUUUUGAGAUAAACGAAAGCACCUUGCAACAUCGAAUACAAUCAGUGAUAACCCGAUGUGAUAGCCACACGACUAUUAGUGAUACUGUUUAACCAUUUUUUUAUAAAAAUUUACCCUAUUUUUUUAAGAAGAAAUUUUAAAAUUAUUUAUAGUAUUUAAGAAGCACAAAAUCAUCUAAAGUAUUGUUUACAUAGUGUUUGUUUUAUUUGGACAUAAAAAUUUAUUUGUUGUGACAAUGAUUUCGCUUGCUAUACGAUAUAUUUUUAUAGCAAUAAUAACUGACUUUGUUAUUAAGGAAGCUGUUGCUAUAUAUUUAUGAAAAAGAAAACAUGAUUUUCCUGUAAUUUUAUAUCCCAUAAACGUAAUAACCAAACAAGUCAAUUGUUAGCGGUCACAUUCCCCUAGUUAAUGUUUAUUUACACAUAUGUGCGUCUGCAUCAUGGAGUCGUGUAGACUGAAGUGUAUGUGUAAAGCCUAAUAAAAUGGCCCUUAUCCUUUUGAGGUGGCUUAUGAAAAGGCAAAAAAUGUUUUUAUUUGUGACUAGCUGCCCGACCCGGCUUCGCACGGCUAUACUAAUGGAAAAAAAUUAAGCCACAUCUCCCAUUUACAGUAAUGGUAAAUAAAAAAAAUUCAGUGAAAAUUUAUUACAAUGCUGUAUAAUGUACCGGAGAGAAAAUGAAUAGCACCGAUGGUUUCCCGACUCGUGCACGCAUCGUACAACUGAUGUACCCGUACUUCGCUACGGCAGUCUACAGGCAGAUCACUCUUGCGCCGCUCAUUAUACAUGCCCCUCCUUGUGGGUACGCCACUGCCGCGCGAUGCCCGUUGCCAUGGAGACGCAGAAGGCAUGAUCAAUGCAAAAUCCUGUUCGCAUGCAGACAAAGUACCCACUGUUGCCUGGUUUUAUCCACCCAUGGGAUCUAAUUUUCGGAAAAUGUCAUCCUGCGUAACAUAAGGAACAUUACUGUAAAGUUUCAAGUCUGUAAAAUAUAUAUACUUGAAAAUAAGGGCAAUAAAAAAAACAAAUUAAACACAGAAAGAGGAAAAAAAACAAUAGUUCAGGUUUGCGAUUUAAAGUGAUAAAAAGUUUUUAAAUACUAAUUGAACUCUUAUGAGGGUACUGAUUGCUUCGUUGUUAAUAUCACACAGGUGUUUUUUACUUGUAUGGGAAAAUUAAGAAUGAUAAGGCAUCUAGUGCGUGGCAACAAUGUUAAUAGGCAAUAGGAAAUAAACUUCUAGCGCCUGCGGCAUUGUCAACACACACUUCGUACGUGUACUGCAUGUUGAAUCUAACCCCCUCCAACGUAUUUUAUUCUAAAUUGGACUUUUAGUAAGGAUCCCUAAUGUUAUUAAUAAUAUAAUAUAGCCUAUAGCCUUCCUUGAUUAAUGUACUAUCCAACACUGAAAGAAUUUUUCAAAUCGGACCAGUGGUUCCUUAGAUUAGCGCGUUCAAACAAACAAACAAACAAACUCUUCAGCUUUAUAAUAUUAGUAUAGAUAACCAUGUCCACCUCCCCAACAUGUAAACACUUCUUAUUAAUUUUUAAAAAUAAACAUACCAUACAAUUGUAUAUACAAAGAGAGCAGGUUAAUAUGUAUAUGUUUUGUAUACAUUGUUGUUAUAUCCAAGGGGAAAAAACCUACAUUCUGUUUAGCAAAUGAUUUAGAAACUCUAAUUAAAUUACCUUAGGGUACCAAAUUACAUUAGUGUACCAAAAAUAUAAUACAACACAUUCCUUCUUUUGUUGGGUAAAUCUUGCUUAUACCACUGAUAUCUUAUCCUUACGAAACAUGCCCCAUAUUAUUAGGUUCUCGAUGAAUACCUAAAAAAUAUGUGAGUGGGUUUUCUCAUUCUGCUCUUGCUUGCUCCCGCAGAUUUCCUUCCAACGUGACGCCUCAUUCACUUCUAUAGCUGGGUGAGUAACAAGAAUAUUUUAAUUUACUUGAGAAAAAAACACUUUUUAUCGAACAAAUAAAUGGCUUGAGGAGAUGCAACGGGGAGACACUGUACUCGCAUUCCUGAAGACAUGGGUUCAAAUUCUGUUCUGUUAAUACCAGUGGCGUGUCCAGCAGGGGGCGCCAGGGGCAAUUACCUACAUUUGUUCAAUGUUUUGCUACGAACACUACAGAGUUAAGAUAUUCAAUGCCAAUAUACAUUUUUAAGUUAUUUUGAUUGAUAACAAUUUUUUGUGCCUGGCUCAAGAUCACUAAUUAAAUAAAAA